Molecule: messenger RNA, 2050 nt
Organism: Manihot esculenta (cassava)
Lineage: Eukaryota; Viridiplantae; Streptophyta; Magnoliopsida; Malpighiales; Euphorbiaceae
Exons: 10
Coding region: 213-1706 (497 amino acids)
Source: RefSeq, a predicted model, not a curated record
AUUAUUAAGGUUGUGAGGACCCCACCAUUUCAACUUCCUGCAAGUUCAACCACAGCCACACUUUUCCAUCCAAUCCUUUUUCAUUUUUUUUUGUCCGUCCAGAUAGCUCGAUCUUGUUAGAAUUGAAACACUAUAUGCAAAAUAAGAUCAAAGUCUACUUUCUAGUUGCUGCUUGAUCUGAUGCAUGCUACUUCACAAAGCUUUCAUCUCUGAUGCCAGGAACCAUCCACGUUUCAGUUCUGGAAUUCAUGGCUUUUCAAUCUUCAUCACCCGUUCGACAAAUGUCCAUAAAGAUUUCCUUGGGUAAAAAAGAGCACCAGACUUGGGACAAGGGAGAUUUCUCUUUUCCAUUAACAACUCUUCGCGAAAAUUUGAUAGUAACACUUCAGGAUGCUCAGGGAAAAGAAAUAUCACAUACAGUUGUUGAAACUAGGCUGGUGAUUGAGAAAGGUACUUGGGAUGAUAUAUUUCCCUUUGAAGGAGGUGGGCAUGUGCAUAUGAAAUUGCAGUUUGUCCUCAGUGAAGAAGAACGACAUCGUAUUCGAAUCAUGAGAGAAUCAGCAUUGAGAAAGAAACACAGUGAACUUCUCAAUAAAGAAGGAACUCAUUCUGUUCAUAACCAAACAAACCCAAAUGAUACAGAUAGACUUGAAGACCCUUCAUCUGCCUUUUCUUCGUCAGCUAAGUUUGAUGUAGAUCAACAGAAAGGUUCCACUAGUACUCCUAUCAGAAACAUUCAUUCAGAAGAAGCAUCAGGUUUUGGAAGCUCAGGAUCAGUAAUUGCUGCAAAGAAUCAAGCCCCUGCAAAACUCAAGGUAUAUGAAGCUAAUGACACACAGAAGCAGAGUACAACGGAGAAAACUCCCAGCAAGAUAAGAAACAUGAUUAGUGCCUUUGAAAAUAGUUUAAAUCAGGAUAUGAAAUCUAACGUAAGACCAACAUCGGUAAUAUCCCAGUCAAGCAAGAGUAUUAGAAGAGAAGAUCAAACUGGUGGUAUUAGAGCUCUUGCGGGGUCUACAUCCUCUCUUGAGGCAGGUCGAUUGAAGAAGUUAAGAGCCGGACAUAUUCAAAAUGAAGGAACAACAGUAGAUUUGAAGGGUAAAGUCGAAGCUAUGUAUAAAGUUGACAUCCAAGAAGUGAAAACAUCUUCUGAAAAAUUAGCAAGAACAUCAAUAGGUGAAAGAGCUUCUGUCUCAGGGAGAAUGCUUAUUGAAAAAGGUACACAAGUAUUGAGUAACUUGUUCGCUGGAAGAAGAAAUUCUGGUGGCAAUUCACUCAAAAUUGAACAAAAUAAAGGAAAAGAAAUUCAGCCAAAAGGUUCACAAGAUGCAAAAAUUCAAGCUAACUUAGGAGAUGAACCUCAUUCCUCAGAAGGCUAUGGUGCCUGGAUAUUUCCUGAUGGAGGAAAACGCAUGUGUAUCACAACUGGUGGAAAACAAAUAAUGGAUCUAAUGGGAAGUUUCCAUGCAGAAUCAAAAAGCCAACAGGGGAAGAUGAACUAUCCCAUAGUAGAAAAUGAGAUAGAGGAGAAAGAAGGUGAUAAGACCUCUCCAAGUAAAAAACACACAGAAUCAGUAACUGAGGGUUCAACAGAUGCUGAAACUUCUAGAGGCUCGGUUGGACAGGUGAUGAGAGUGGUGAUCAUGGUUGGAUUCGCAACACUAGUUUUCUUCACCAGACAAAGGAAACCAGGUACCCAUGUCUGAACUUGUUCAUACAUUAUUCAUUGUAUCUUGUAAUACAGAGAGAGAUUAUACUGAUAAAAAUGGAGUAUUGAUGAUGUUUCAGAUUACUAAGCUGAUGGAGAUAUCAAUUUCCUUUGUCAUCAUGGAGCCCACCAAUUGUUUUGUAACUAAACGCAUUCUUUUUCAAUGAAUAAAGUAGAGGAAAUGUGAAUAAAGGCCAUUGCUAAUUCUGGUAUAUGUAAAUUCCAUAUUACGAAUAAAUUUUUUAAAAAAUAAAUCUAUGGCUUUUUUAAAUUUUUAAACUUGUAAUUGAGAAUUGAGAAUUGAGAAUUGGGAUUGGAGAAUAAAAUUUAAUAUCUCUCAAA